UGUACAAAUAAGUAGUAACAAUGAACUUUCAUAUUAUGGACCAAUAUCAAUUGGAGGACAAUCUUUUAACGUUCUAUUUGAUACUGGAUCUGCCAUACUUUGGGUUCCAGGUACAACAUGUAAUUCAUCAGAAUGUAAUGGAAAAAAUAAAUAUGAUUCUACGAAAGAUAAAACAUUUAUAAAUAAUAGUACUUUUGCGAUUAAUUACGGAUCAGGACAAGUAUCAGGAACUUCGGGAUUUUCGAAUUUAACUAUUUCAGAUCUUACGACUACGAAUCAAUAUUUUGGAAUAGCUAAUUUAAUUCAAUUUCCACAGAUAAGUAGUACACCAUGGGGUGGAAUAUUUGGGUUAGGCCGCUCACAAUCAACAAUAACUUUAUUUAAAGAACAAGGACUCAUUAGUUCAAGUCAAUUGGCAUUCAAAUUUGGAAGAGAUAAUGAAUCAUCAAGCCAUUUAAUGAUUGGUACGACAGAUCCAUCCUUGUACGUGGGUACGAUUACUUGGUCAUCUUCGAGUAAUAGUAGUUGGACAAUUCCUAUUGAUGAUAUUUUGGUCAAUAAUACACAAAUAGGAUUUAAUAACACUCAGUCGCUUAUUGAUACUGGAACUUCUUAUAUAUUUGUUCCAAGUGAUAAUGCUACAAAAAUUUAUAAUCAAAUUCCAAAUUCACAAAACAUUAAUGGAUCAUUCUAUUUACCUUGUAAUAAUCAAGUACCAAUUAGUGUUAAAAUCAAUGGAAUAACUUGGAAUAUUGAUAACAGAGAUCUUAUUGAUUAUACCUCAUCUGAAAAUAAUGGAACUUGUAAAGGAACUAUUCAGACUGGUGGUGGAUGGAUUCUUGGUCUUUCUUUUUUGAAGAAUGUAUAUAGUGUUUUUGAUCAAGAUAAUGGUCAAAUUGCGAUGCAGGGACUUUUAUUUAAAAUUUUGUUUAUCAAAGAGAAUCAUGAUCUAACUAAUGGUGAUUUUUUGUCUAGAGAAUGUGCAACAAAAGAGUUAUUCACAAAUUAA
Molecule: messenger RNA, 1009 nt
Organism: Dentiscutata erythropus
Lineage: Eukaryota; Fungi; Glomeromycota; Glomeromycetes; Diversisporales; Gigasporaceae
Source: the annotation of a GenBank genome assembly